Pocillopora verrucosa is the source of this 2942-nucleotide messenger RNA. The record is from RefSeq and is a predicted model, not a curated record. Lineage: Eukaryota; Metazoa; Cnidaria; Anthozoa; Scleractinia; Pocilloporidae.
UGAGUUGUGUUCUGAAACGCACACUAGUGAGGAGAUUAGGAAAGAAGUUGAUCGUAGUUGUUCUUAUAUCUUCUACAAUGCCUCCUGUUCCCGUUGUUAAUUCUGAUAUUGGUGAGAAGCUUGCCAACGAAUCGACCUCGAGCGAGAGCUUAGACCAGUCGAAUUCCCUCGAUAAGACUAAAGAGCCUUUCUUGGAGGAAGAGAAUGGCGAACAGAGAAUUGCACUGAGAAAGAAUGUCUCUCUUAUCAAUGGAGUGGGCCUUAUUGUAGGCACAGUGAUCGGUUCUGGUAUUUUUGUAUCGCCAACAAGUAUCCUCGUGGAAACAAAUUCGAUCGGUGCUUCUCUCCUGAUUUGGCUCGGAUGUGGUUUGCUAGCUUUGUUCGGAAGCUUGUGUUACGCCGAGUUGGGAACUUGUAUAAAGAAAUCCGGUGGUGAAUAUUCCUAUCUUAUGGAGGCAUUUGGUAGGAUCCCUGCUUACUUGUUCGCCUGGACCUCUGUGUUAAUUAUACGGCCGGCAUCAGGAGCCAUAAUCGCUCUCACUUUUGCUGAAUACGUCUCGAAGCCAUUUUACCCAGAUUGUGAAGCCCCGGCGUACCUCAUGAAGCUUUUGGCCUGUUCUUGUCUUGUGAUCCUCUUGGUUAUAAACUGCUGGAGUGUAAAAUGGGCUGUAAGGAUACAGGACAUCUUCACAUAUGCCAAGCUUCUUUGUAUUGUAAUGAUCACAAUCAUUGGAUUUGUAGAACUGGGAAAAGGAAAGACAGAGAGCUUUAAAAACAGCUUUGAAGGCUCCACAACAAAUAUUGGAAAGAUUGGUAUGGCCUUCUACUUGGGUCUGUGGGCGUACGAUGGAUGGAACAACCUCAACUACUGUACAGAGGAAAUGAAACGCCCAGAAAAGGAUAUGCCGAGGGCAAUAGUGAUUGGUAUCUCCCUCACAACUGUGUGUUACCUGUUGGUCAAUGUGGCAUAUAUUACGGUCUUGGGGGCAUCUGGUAUCUUAGCAUCAGAUGCAGUGGCUGUGAGUGUUGGAAACUUGUACCUUGGUCCAGUUAAUUGGCUAAUUCCUGUCUUUGUUGCAUGUUCAACUUUUGGAGCUGUAAAUGGCCUUCUUUUUACUAGUGGGAGGCUGGUGUUUGUUGCUGCACGAGAUGGACUAAUGCCUCGUCUGUUGGCCAUGAUUCAUGUUAAAAGAUUUACCCCUCUCCCAUCUCUAUUUUUUACCACUCUCAUCUCUGUGAUCAUGUUGAUUCCAGAAGCAAGCAGCUUUUCAAGUUUGGUGGAUUUCUUUAGCUUUGCUGCAUGGCUGUUUUAUGGGGGAACAUUUGCUGCUCUUCUGUGGUUGCGAUACAAGAGACCAAACAUGAACAGACCCUACAAGAUUUUUUUACUUGUACCAAUUUCAAUGCUGCUGGCCUCUAUUUACCUGGUAGUGGCUCCGAUCACAACUGAUCCUUGGGGAUCACUCAUUGCUCUGGCGGUCGUCGUAGCAGGUCUUCCUUUUUAUUGGCUGUUUAUCGGCAGUGAUGUUGCCCCAAAAUUCAUCCUCGAUGCUGCAGAUGCAUUCACUUCUUGGUGCCAGCGAGUGGGAAACAUGGCCUUUGAGGAUCCAGACACUCUUCCAGUCCAAGUCUAACUCAAGAAAUUUUAUUCAGUAGUUAAUGUUUCUUCUUUGGCAUUGCUAAAAUGCAGGUUAGCUGGUAAUGAUGAGGGUUAACAUAUUAUUCUAUCUACUAUGCUGUGAUUGCUUGGCAAUUUACAGAAGUCCUGAUGGCAUUAUGGUUUGUUGGCUUAUCUUCAGACUGAAAUGUUUGAGUACUACUUGGGUCAUUGUGGUGUGUUCUUAGGCAACACACGUUACUUUUGUGGUACCUCUGUCCAUCAUUGAGUUUAAAUGCCUCCCUGCCCACUUACCUAGCAUAUGUCUUUCAGCAAUACUACUCCUUAUUUCCAUAACCAUUCUUAGGAUUAGUUAACUUAUGCAGCAGAAUAUUGGCUUCAGUAUUGAAUAGAAUAAAUAUUAUUAGAUUUGACAUUUAGCAAGUAACACCUGGAAUAAGACAUUCAUGAGAAGUGUCCAUAGGGGAGAGAAUCCUCUAGCUAUUUUUUCUUUUAACAUGGAACCAUAGUACAUUUUCCUGUUACUUUGUACUAUUUUCCAGCUGGUACACUUCUUAAUCUUUUACAUAAUGUCAGUAUGCAUCAGUAGUUUUGACGAGAGAACUUGUGUCACAGUUAAGAAGUUAAGUUGCUUAUCAUUUCUGGGGACCUAAUGUUUGAUUCAGGGGUGAUAUUGUUAUGAGAAAUUAUCUGCAAGUCACCCUUAGGAGUCAAAGUGUUAAAGAACUGUGGAGGAUACUUCUGAAAAGUAUCAUAGAUUCACAACUGCUCUUAUACCUGUUACAGGUAGUGUUAAACAUUUGAACUUUUGUUGGAACAAAAAAUUGUUAUAUGAAGGAAAUCUAGAGAUAUUUACAUAUAUUAUUAGAAAAAACCUCACUACACUUUUUGUAUAACAUUCUCUGAAUGAAAAAGUAUGAAAGAGAGAACAAUGCUUACUUGUUCUUUUUCAAGUAUGUAUAUCCUUUGCAAUUUGAUCAGUCCAUCAAUUGUAGUGAAGCUUUAGUGAGAUAGUUAGGUUAUGCUGCUGUUCAAAUUACUACACAAGAAAAAUCUUACGUUUAAAGAAAACCACUGUUAUAAAAUAGUCGUUAGUAACACAUCAGAGCUCAUCUCGCUUUGUGGAGAACGUUUAGCUGGGAUGAAUUUAUAUUAGUUACACAUAAGAAUUCAUUUACCUGCUCUAAGUAGAGUAAGUUCAAAAGAUUUAUUGAAGAAUCUUGUAUAGCUAUGAGUUGUAAGUAAUCCUUCGGCAGGAUUUAAGUUUAGGUGCACUAUGCUGUUAAGUAAUCGUUAAAUGCAGACACUAGUAUAACAAGUGUUA